AACGCCUUACGCGUACGCCAUAUUAUUAAUAACCGGCAUCCAUUUCCCGCGUAGUAUUUGUGGGUUAAAGAUAUGUCUGGAAGCGGGUAUGGAAGUUAUGGAGGCUCAGCGCCUGCAUCUGGUGGUUAUGGAAAUUAUUCACAACCUCCACCACCGGUAGCUUCAGCCCAAGGAGGUGGUGGCUAUGGUAGCUCAGGAGGAUAUGAUUCUGGAAGUUAUGGCGGCGGUGGUGGUGGUGGUGGUAAUUCAUGGGGACAAUCUGGUGGAAGCGCCAAUGGUUCCGGAUAUCAAGGAAAUCAAGGUGGAGGCGGAGGUGGUUACGGUGGUGGUGGUGGCGGCGGAGGAUUAGGAGGUGGCCGUAAUAAUUUUGGUGGUAAUCAAGGAGGGGGUGGGGGAGGAGGAUAUGGUGGACCACCAAGUGGUGGUGGUGGAGGAGGAUACAAUUCUGACGGUGGUGGCUAUAAAGGAGGCGGUGGAGGAGGAGGUUAUGGAAGAGGCGGUGGGGGCGGAGGUGGUGGCGGUGGGGGCCGAGGUGAUUUCGGCAACCGUGGAGGCGGUGACCGCAAGGGGGGACCUGGUGGAUUUGGCAGUGGCGGCAGGGGUGGUUUUAACAAAGGCGGCGGAGCAGGCUAUCGUGGAGGGGGUGGAAAUGAAAUGGUUGUUCAAGAAGAUACCGUUUUUGUAUCUGGCAUGAAUCCCGGUAGCAGUGAACAUGAUAUUGCGAAUCAUUUUGGUGCAAUUGGUAUUAUUAAGACUGAUAAACGUUCAAUGAAACCAAAAAUUUGGGUGUAUAAUGAUAAAGUCACCGGAAGACCAAAAGGUGAAGCCACAGUUACAUAUGAUGAUCCAAAUGCCGCACGUUCUGCAAUUGAAUGGUUCGAUGGUAAAGAGUUUAUGGGAAAUACAAUUAAAGUACAAAUGGCCACCAGAAGUAGUAAUUGGGGUGGCGCUGGUGGUCGUGGUGGCAGUGUCGGAAGUGGCGGUGGUGGUGGAAAACGUGACGGCCCACCAGGAGGUGGUGGUGGCCGUGAUGGUGGUGGUGGCGGCGGUGGUUUUGGUGGACCACGUGGUGGUGACCGAGGAGGGCCCCGUGGAGGAGACCGAGGUGGGCGCCCUGAUGACAGAGGUGGUUCUGGUGGUGGUGGAGGUCGAGAAUCUCGAGAUGGGGAUUGGAGAUGUCCAAAUCCAGAUUGUGGAAAUACGAAUUUUGCUUGGAGAAAUCAAUGUAAUAGAUGUAGCGAAAAUAAACCAGAAGGAGGUGGUGGAGGUUCUGGUGGAAGCGGUGGUGGCGGUAGAGGCCCACCACGAGGAGGAAAUGACAGAGGACCACGCCAUGGUGGUGGUGGUGGAGGAGGAGGCGGCGGUGGAUUCAAAGGUGGCCGAGGCGGCGGUGGUGGUGGAUUUGGAGGUGGUGGCCGAGGAGGUGACAGAAACAGUGGACCACGAGGAGGUGGUGGUAGAGGAGGCGGUGGUGGAGGUGGAGAUCGCGGUGGACCUAUGAGAGGAAGUGGUGGUGGACGGGACAGGCCGCGACCAUACUAAUUAUUCAUACUGAAUAGAAGAUAAGAGAUUUUUUUGAAACUAAUACAAACUACCUAUGUACAAGAUUGUUUUAUAUAAUAAUUUUUUUUUUUAAGUUGUAACUUUUUUCCAUUAUGUAAAAUUA
Chrysoperla carnea is the source of this 1666-nucleotide messenger RNA. RefSeq names its product RNA-binding protein cabeza (gene caz). Gene Ontology annotation, biological process: regulation of DNA-templated transcription. The record is from RefSeq and is a predicted model, not a curated record. The transcript has 8 exons. NCBI's taxonomy places the organism in Eukaryota, Metazoa, Arthropoda, Insecta, Neuroptera, Chrysopidae. The coding region runs from base 73 to 1542 and encodes 489 amino acids. Gene Ontology annotation, molecular function: RNA binding; transcription coregulator activity. Gene Ontology annotation, cellular component: nucleus.